ACAAAGGCUCUUAAUUCAGUGCUUUGACUGAAGCAACCCAGCUUCCUCCUUGGCCCCUCAAAACCCCAGAUUACGGAAGGAAGAUCUAAGAUACCCCAACAAUACACAUCAUGUAAGAGUACGGGCCUACCUACCACCUCCAAGGAGCCCUGGAUGCAGAAGAAGACUUCACAUCCACAGCGUCAUGGAUAAAGAUGCUUUAGAAGCGAUGGAGGAAUUCCUAUCAGGGCCCUUGGUCACCUGGAUGCAAACGCUGGAGAAUCUGGUGGGCGGGAGCCUCGAUCAACCUCCCCAAGGAGAGGAAGAGCUGAAAGACUAUUUCCUGAAGCUGAUUAAUGGAGACUUCCUGCACCAAGUCAUAGAAAUGAUAGACUUGAUCCCGAGAGGUCCACCCUCUCCGUGGAGAGAUGAAAACAGGGAGGAUCAGAGGUUGCAGAUGCUCCAAAUUGUUCUCCAGAGGCUGCAGAGUUUCUACAAGAAUGAGCUGCACCAAGUGAUCCUUUCCCCACCUCCUAAUCUCCAUCUUAUGGCCAGAGAGCCCUUCACAGCGCAGGCCGUUCGGGAGAUGAAGAAAUUGAUGCGGCUGUUGUUGGGAAGUGCGGUUCAGUGCGAACGGCGAGAUGUGUUCAUUGGCCGAAUCCAGUCGUUGGACAUCGGUGUACAAGCUGCUCUGGCUUCUCUUAUUGAAGAGAUGACCCAGGAGCCGGAAAAUGUCCUGGGGUUGCAGUGGAGAGAGAUGGACCCAUCCAGGAUGGAACAGCUCCUGGGGGAUCUCGUGGCCCGUGUUCGAAAGCUGGUCUCGGAGCGAGACGCAGGAUUGGAGCAACUGUGGGAGCUGGAGCAGAAACAGAGACUUCCCGCGGCCCCCCAGCUGGAGAGUAAUCAUUCCCGUCUCGGGGUGCAGCUUGCAGAAAGUCAAGCACAAGUACGGCGUCUACAUGGCGAGCUGGAGAGGAAGAUGGAGGAACUGCUGGAUCAGCAAGAGGAAUCGAAGAAUUUGGAGCAAGAGCUUCGAAAGAUGCGGCAAGAGAACCGUGCAUUGGCUGGGGAGGUCCGCCAAGCCAGACUCUACCAGGACGAAUUAGACGCCUUGCGAGAGAAGGCUUUUCGGGCAGAGAAGCUCCAGUCGGAGCUGACAGCCAUGAGGGAACGGAUAUCUGCCUUGGACCGAUGCCGGGCUCAGCUGAAGGAAGAGCGUGACUUCUCCAAGGCUCUGUUGGAGGCCAAAGCCAUGAUGGAGGGAGAGCUAGAAGCUGCUUACGCCCGAGGCCAGCGCCUGAGUCAGGUCGAGAAAGAAAAUCUGCGUCUGCAAAACCACUUGAACCAGAUCCAAGAGGAACGGGACCAGCUUUCUUGCCAAUUGGAGGAGAUUUUGAGAGAGAAUUUGGUUCUGAAGAAGCAGCUGCAAGAAACUUUAGAGAAUUCCCUAAAGGGAUUAUGGUCUGAGGACUCUGACUGGAAUGCAAAUGAAUUCCCCCAAGUGCCCCUUUUGCUGGACUGUGAGAUGAAGGAGGCCGAUCGACUGCCAGCCCUAGAGAAGGAGAAUCAGGAACGGUGCUGGUUUCAGAUUGCGUUGAAAUCAAAGAAUAUAGAAGAUCUGCAAGACGCCACCUUUGAUGGGACGGAACGGCUGCCCAACCAGGAGGAACAGCAGAACUCAGACCUUCAAGACUACAAACCAGGGGUUCAGGUGCAGCAAAAGAACAAAGAUGUCCCCCUUGAAACAGUGGAAAGCCAAGCCCUGAAGCAGGAGGCCGAGACCUCGGUAGCGGAAAUGGAGGCCGCCUUGACGGAGGCCCGGACGCUGCUGCGGGAGGCUGAGCGGAAGCGGGAGGCCGAAUCCAGCCACGCAACGAGCCUCGAGGAGAAGCUGAGGAACAUAGAGGGAGCGUACGCCGAAGCACAGGAGGAAUGUGAGCGGUGGCACUCAGAGGCAGAGCGCCUGAUGGAAGAGAUCCAGGCCUUAGAGCGGGAGAAGGAGACUUUAAAAGCUGGAUCCCAGGCUUUGCAAGACGCAGCCACCCAGGCCGAGGUCGACUUAAGCCAGGCUCAGCACAGCCUUCAGAAGGAACGUCUUCAGGGGGCCCGGCUAGCCCAGAAACUCCAACUAACCGAAGAAGACUUGGGUGAGGCUCAGCAGGAGCUCAAGAGCCUGCAACGCAGCCUCGAACAGCACAGGGUCACCCUGGCUCAGCUGGAGACUGAAAAAGGGGCCUUGGAGGAGGCACUGAGCCAAGCAGAGCGCUGCCGGCGGCAGCUUGACAAGGACAGCUGGCGGCUGAAGGCCAAAACUCAGGCCCAGGAGGAGGCGCUGGCCGAGCAGGGCCGCCAUCUGGCCCUCCUUGAAGCCCAAACUUGCCAGCAGGCAGCAGAGCUCAGCAGCCUGCAAGAGGCUCUCCAACGUCUUGGAGAGCUGGAACAGGAGAGUGCAAGCUUGAGAAAGCAACUGGAAGCCAAGGAUAAAGCAGCCGCCAUCCUGGAAGAGGAGCUGGGGAGAGCAAAGGCUAGGCCCAGCGAGAGAGCGGCCACCGCGGGUGAGCUAGACGAGCAGCCGUCGAAGGAGCCACAAAAUCCUCAGCCAGGGACAGGCAGCAGGGACGCGGCGCCCGGGAGCGGUUGCGAAGGGAAGCCCGAGGGCGCCCUCGCUAGGCCGUUUGAGGAACUGCACCUCCUCAAGGAGCAACUGGUGCAGAAUCAGAACGUGGCUCUCCAGGCGGAGAAGUCGGCAUUCACAGGACGCCUGGCCCAACUGGAGUCCCUCGCCAGUAGCCUCGAGACGGUGCUGUUGGGCCUGCGAUGGCAAAGCCCGGAAGCAAAGGAAGAGGGCGAAAAGCAACAGCCUCGAAACAGCACAGAGCAGCAGACUGUCCUGGAAAGGCGGCUCUCCGAAGUCCAGCAGAGGUUGGAGUAUCACGAGGCUGAAACUCGCACGGCCCGGCAGGAGAUGGAGGAACGGCGGGAACGCUACGAGAGCCUCUGGCGGGAUCACGACCGCUUGCUGCUGCUACACCGACAGCAGGGGGACGACCUGGAGAAGGCGCUGGGGGAGCACGCCAGCCUCAAGGCAGCGCUGCGUGGCCUGGAAAAGGAGCAGCGGGAACUGGAGGGCAGGUACCACCAGCUGUUGGGGCAGAAAGCCAGCCUGGAGUUGCGAGAAGUGGCAUUGCAGGACCAGAAGGAACGGCUGGAGCUAGCUGAGCGACAACAUCAGGAUUUGGCCGAGCAACACGCCAACUUAAAAGAAGAACACGAGAGGAUCAAACAAGCAUUGGUCCAGACAGAACGGGCCCAAGAUGACCUCCAGGGUGAGCUUCAAGGAAUGCGGAACCGGGUGACCGGCCUGCAGCUGGAGCAGGCGAAGCUGGAGGCCGAAAGCGCUGCCCUGAAGGAGCAGAACCAACAGCUGGACACGGCCCUGGGGCGCCUGAGCACGCAGUGCGAGCUCCUGGUCCAGUUGAAGGGCAAGCAGGAAGAAGAGAACCGGCACCUGCUGCAGGAGAUCCAGAUGUUGAGCAAGGAGAACCGGCAGCUGCUGGAGCGCAGCAUGGAAAAUCGAGAACAUUUUCAGGAAGAGCAGCGUCAAUAUCAGGACAAAUUAGGUGAAUUGCGUCGAGAGAAGCAGAAGCUGGUGGAGAAGAUUAUGGAUCAAUACAGGGUGUUGGAGCCAGCUCUUCCUCGUGGCAAGAAGAGUAACUGGAUUGCUGGCAAGAUACGGAGACUGAUGCGGCUUCGCCGAGAGCAGCCGCGCCCCAUGGCUGAGGGAGCUGGCAGCAGCAGCGAGAGCCUGACAGGGCAAGAGGAGCAUGGGUUGGAUAGUAGAGCUUCCAGCUGUCCCAGCUCGCCGGCCCUUCUCCGCAAAGCAAGCAGCGUCCUCAGCAUCCCGGAUGGUCAGCAAGCCCAUUUUCGCCGCUGCCGGUUGAGUUCCCGUAUGCCGGCGGCCGAAUCCUCGGGCUUCAGGGAGGGAGAGGACCAGGACACGCCCCGGCAGCGGUUUCGCCAACGCCGAGUUGGUAUAUUGUGGGGUUCCCUCGAAGAACCUGUGGUUCCUGCAGGAGAGUCAGAACCCCCAAGCCAGAUGUCCACAGCCAGCAAGGAGCAAAGAGGACGGCCACCCGAGGAGGAGGAUCAACUCCAAGGUGUCUAUUGUGAUAUUUCUGGAGGAAAUCGACCUGGGAAAGAAUGCAAGCUCUAGCAAAGCCCCGGUGGUGGAGACUGGUGCCGUGUCUCUGACAGUUGUCUCAUUUCCUGAAGGAUGAGCCCUGCAUGAAAACAAGGCCUUCCAGUCAGGGGCGGUGCCCGUCAGCUGCCUGGAUCUGCCUUUCUGCUCUCACCCCCAACGAACCAAACCCCUGUGGAUUUUCACCCCCCUUCCGAAGCUUCUUGAAGCAAAGUGGGUUUCCCUUCUUGUGGCAGUGAGUUCCGAAGGUUGCAGCCGGUGCAAAGUUACCGCAGUGAGAUACGGCCGGUCUGCGAAAGCAAAUACGUGGGGCGCAAUCCUAUUUGCAUUGCAUUCAUUGGCUGACCUGUGAAUUAAAUGUAAUU
Messenger RNA from Python bivittatus (Burmese python), 4542 nucleotides. It is a transcript of the gene CCDC88B, whose product is annotated as coiled-coil and HOOK domain protein 88B. Gene Ontology annotation, molecular function: microtubule binding; dynein light intermediate chain binding. NCBI's taxonomy places the organism in Eukaryota, Metazoa, Chordata, Lepidosauria, Squamata, Pythonidae. Gene Ontology annotation, cellular component: centrosome; cytoplasm. The record is from RefSeq and is a predicted model, not a curated record. Gene Ontology annotation, biological process: cytoskeleton-dependent intracellular transport; cytoplasmic microtubule organization.